Messenger RNA from Aspergillus calidoustus, 993 nucleotides. Lineage: Eukaryota; Fungi; Ascomycota; Eurotiomycetes; Eurotiales; Aspergillaceae. The record is from the annotation of a GenBank genome assembly.
AUGGGUUCUCAAACCCCCGCAGUCAGUCAACAGCCCCGCGUUCCGAAAGCGGGAGUAUGGUGUCCGGCCGUGACAUACUUCGACCACGGAACAGACACCAUUGACCUAGAAUCGCAGAAGAAAUACUACUCCUACCUAUCUAAGACCGGCCUGGCAGGCCUAGUCAUCCUAGGAACGAACUCCGAAGCCUUCCUCCUCACCCGCGAAGAGCGCGCUCAACUCAUCGCUGCUGCCCGCGAGGCAGUUGGACCCGACUUCCCUUUAAUGGCCGGCAUUGGUGCACACUCCACAAAGCAAGUCCUUGAACUUGCAGCAGACGCAGCUGCCGCAGGUGCAAACUAUCUGCUUGUCCUUCCACCAGCGUACUUUGGCAAGGCAACAACAACAGCUGUUAUCAAGCGGUUUUUCGCAGAUGUUGCUCGCAAGGCUCCGCUUCCUGUUGUGGUGUAUAAUUUCCCCGGUGUCUGCAAUGGCGUUGACAUCGAUUCCGAGACCAUCACGGAUAUCGUGCGCGAAUCCGCGUCUUCGAGCCCCAAUGGUGUUUCGAAUGUGGUUGGUGUCAAGCUGACGUGCGCAUCCGUUGGGAAAAUCACACGGCUGGCGGCGACAUUCCCCGCAACGGAAUUCGCGGUGUACGGUGGACAGUCUGAUUUUUUGAUCGGGGGGUUGAGCGUGGGUUCGGCGGGUUGUAUCGCGGCCUUUGCCAAUGUGUUCCCGCGUACUGCUUCUAAAGUUUAUGCGCUCUAUACGGCUGGCAAGGUGACAGAGGCAAUUGAGUUGCAGAGGAAGGCUGCGCUUGCAGAGAGUCCGUGUAAGAGUGGAAUUGCGUCGACGAAAUAUGCGACUGCGCUAUUCACUGCGCCUCUUGCGGGAAUUCAGGGAGCGGAAGAGAAGCUGAAGCCGAGGACACCGUAUGAGGAGCCGGCAGAGGGAGCGAAAAAGGUCGUCCGUGAGUUUAUGGGAGGAAUGGCUGAGGUUGAGGCCGCCGUGUAG